CAUAAAAUACCCCAGCGUUUUAUUGUAAAAAACAACUGAGGUAAGCUUUGAAAGGUUGGUUAGAGGUGUGCCCACACCAAUAGAGAUGGAGAUAAAAAAUAACUGGAAAGUGAUGUGAAAUUUUGCGACAGUGGUCAUAUGACUCCUAUGUUACGCUAUUUCAUGUUAAUAAAGUGACCAGAUAUUGACUGCUUUCAGAUGUUUUGUUUCCUUAUCAUUAUCCCUGAUAUUUGCCUUUUUGUUCGUCGUCAAUCUUUUUAAAAGUCUUUGUUAAAUGAUUUUUUUCCACGAGAGGUACUUACGGAUAAAUUUCAAGAGAUAGGCUUUGUAUCGUGGCUUUUUUUAUCUUCUUCACUUCAAAGUUUUGGCUUUUGUAUCAUUUCGCACAACGCUUGUGACGUCAUAUAAAGCAAUAUGGCGGACGAUAAGAAAAGCGAAGAUGACAGCAUUAGUAUGUCGAUGCGCGUUACUCUGUUUGGCAUAAGAAAAGCAUUUCCGAAAGUGAAGCAACUUGAAACAGAAGAUUUGGAAAAUCUAAUUAAAGAAAACUGCAGAAAUCUUAUACUGCUGGAUGUACGAAGGAAAGAGGAGUAUGCUGUUAGUCAUUUACCUGGAUCUAUACAUAUUGAUCCUGACGAGACAGCAGAAGCUGUUUUUGGAAAGGUCAAACCAAUUCUUGAUGAUUGUGAAAAUGGAAAAGUAAUUAUUGUAUGUUAUUGUUCGUUGGGAUACCGCUCUUCCUUGAUGGCUCAAAAACUCUAUCCCCACUGUAAAUUGCUUGCUGAAGCACAAAAAAUCAGCUUCAUGCCAGUGAUACAAAACCUUGAAGGAUCAAUAUUUAAAUGGGCAAACGAGGGAAGAGAAAUGAUUGACAAUGAAAAUAGGAAAACCAAAUGUUGUCAUCCUAAUAGUUUUCUAUGGGGAAAAUUGUUAAAAAGUGAACUGAAAAUGUACGAGACUCAAUCAAACAAUGAACACAAAUCUUCAAUGCUUUGAUAUAAUUUUAGGUUUAUACAGAUUGACUGUAAAAUACUUGUAGGCUCAUAAAUUUUCAUAUUUGUUUAGCUUUCA
Molecule: messenger RNA, 1071 nt
Organism: Xenia sp. Carnegie-2017
Lineage: Eukaryota; Metazoa; Cnidaria; Anthozoa; Malacalcyonacea; Xeniidae
Product: thiosulfate:glutathione sulfurtransferase-like
Exons: 3
Coding region: 415-996 (193 amino acids)
Molecular function (GO): thiosulfate-cyanide sulfurtransferase activity
Source: RefSeq, a predicted model, not a curated record